GCUGCCAGAUCACACGAAAAUGUACAAAACAAAGCAUAGACUGCUCAACACUGGUUGCGAGCAGCUAUAUAUCUAUCGCUUAUCGGCCGCCAACAGCUGAGCAGUUGACGAAAACGCGAGGGGCCGCCUGCUUAUAAAACACCAUGUCUUUUAGUAAUUUAUUAAUGAAAACCGGCGUAAAUGGCGGUUUAUGCGGCACACAAACCACAGCGCUGCUGCUACUCAAUAUGAGCACGCGUCAGGGGCACACGCUGCGCGGCAAGCCGCCCGGUGUGGCACGAACGCUGGAGCAACGGCUGCGAGAUGAAAACGUCAGCGAUCCGGAGGUGGUGGCACGCAUCAACAUUGGGUUUCCGCAGCUGAAGCCAUCGCGAUCGGCACAGUUAAAAACGCGUCUGGAGCAUCUAAAGGCACAGCGUGCCAGCAAGGAGUUGGAGCAGCUGGCGCGCAGCAACAAAUUGCUGAUCGAUUUGGAUAAGGUGCAGGAAGCCUAUGUGCAGACAACGGGCCAACAUGAUCUGCGCCUACUGGCCGAUCACUAUGGCAUCUUCGAGCAUCUGUUUGGCAGCGCCUACUUUGUACCGCGCGUGCCGCUGAGCAUACGCUAUGAGCUCAAUGCCAACACCUUUAGUCCCGUCUACAAUGGCAAUGUGCUUAAACCCGCAGAGGUGGUUAAAUCGCCUUUGGUCAUCUUCAACGGUCAGCUGGAUCCCGUAACGGCCAAAUCGGCGCAGGGUGACAGCUACUGGACCCUGCUGGCCACAAAUCCCGAUGCACACUACACCAAUCCUGGGGCCGAGUGCCUGCACUGGUUUAUUGGGAACAUACCAAAUGGCAAGGUCGGCGAGGGCGAUGUUCUGGCCGACUAUCUGCCGCCCUUUCCACCCAGGGGCGUGGGCUAUCAGCGCAUGGUCUUUGUGCUGUACAAGCAGCAAUCUCGCCUAGAUUUGAGCGCACACAAACUGGCUGCAACGGACUACAACAAUCUGGAGAAGCGCACCUUUAGCACACUGGACUUUUAUCGCCAGCACCAGGAUGAGCUGACACCGGCGGGACUGGCCUUCUACCAGACCAACUGGGACGAGUCCCUCACACAGUUCUAUCACAAUGUUUUGCAACUUAAGGAACCGGUGUAUGAGUACGACUAUCCGAAGCCAUAUUUAGCGGAUCAGAAAUUCUUCCCGCUCAGGCAGCCAUUCAAUCUGUACAUGGACAAGCAUCGUGAUAGCAAGCAGUUAAACAAGGAAUACCUCCAGCGCAAGCUGUCCCAAACGCAUCCAUUCGAGGGUCCAGAGCAGCCGCUACGCUUCCCCAAUGCCCAUCCCAUACGCGAUGUGCCAUCCUGGCUAAAAACUGAGAUACGCAAACGGCGACUGGGCACCGGACGCGUUCAGGAUUACUAAACCCAACCAAGUCCACCAAAUGCACAGCUGCUCGUUCACAUUUGUUAGUCGCAUAAUUUUUGUUGUUUUUUAUUUUAUUUUGAUUAACAAGUUCAUUUCUUUUGCUGGAAGUACAUGGAAUUGAACGUUGCGCUCCCACAAGUAACAUGCCGAGUGAAUCGUGUUUAUAAAUUACAUAAUAGUUUAAAUAAAUACGUACAUAAAUAGAGGAAAGCUAAA
Molecule: messenger RNA, 1622 nt
Organism: Drosophila montana
Lineage: Eukaryota; Metazoa; Arthropoda; Insecta; Diptera; Drosophilidae
Gene: mRpL38
Product: mitochondrial ribosomal protein L38
Exons: 5
Coding region: 144-1403 (419 amino acids)
Cellular component (GO): mitochondrial large ribosomal subunit
Source: RefSeq, a predicted model, not a curated record